Molecule: messenger RNA, 8068 nt
Organism: Oncorhynchus keta (chum salmon)
Lineage: Eukaryota; Metazoa; Chordata; Actinopteri; Salmoniformes; Salmonidae
Product: zinc finger and BTB domain-containing protein 46-like
Exons: 5
Coding region: 84-2024 (646 amino acids)
Biological process (GO): regulation of transcription by RNA polymerase II
Molecular function (GO): protein binding; DNA-binding transcription factor activity, RNA polymerase II-specific; RNA polymerase II cis-regulatory region sequence-specific DNA binding
Source: RefSeq, a predicted model, not a curated record
AACGUUAACACUAAACUUUCUCUCCCUCUUUCCCUCUCUCUCCCUCAGACUGUCCAGGAGAGGCUAACAGGUCAGCUAACCCAAUGAACAGCAACAGGAAAGAGGACAUGGAGAUUUCGUCCCACUACCGGCAGCUCCUGCGUGAGCUCAACGAGCAGCGGCAGCAUGGCAUCCUGUGUGACGCCUGUGUCAUUGUGGAGGGGAAGAUCUUCAAGGCCCACAAGAACAUCCUCCUGGGCUCCUCGCGUUACUUCAAGACCCUCUACUGCCAGGUGAAGAAAGGGGCGGAGCCACAUCACCAAACAACCGUCACUCACCUGGACAUCGUCACAGCGACAGGCUUCAAAGCCAUCCUGGACUUCAUGUACUCUGCCCACCUGGCGCUGACUAGUAAAAACGUCAUUGAGGUGAUGUCAGCUGCCAGUUACCUACAGAUGACCGACAUCGUCCAGGCCUGCCACGGCUUCAUCAAGGCCGCGUUGGACAUCAGUAUCCGCUCCGAGCUGGCCGACGAACUGGCCGACUUCGAGAUGGGGGCUGUCGCGGCCGCUGGGAUAUGUGGGGGAGGUAUAGGAGGAGGUGGGGGAGGUAUAGGGGGAGAAAGGGGAGGAGGAGGGUUAGGAGGGUCGGCAUCAGAAGCCCUGGCGUCCAUCAUAUCAGGAGGAAGCUCCUCGCCAUGGCUGGAGAGGCGUACGAGUCCGGCCAACUCUUCUGGUGACUCAGCCAUCGCCAGCUGCCAUGAGGGUAGUGGCAGUACGUACGGUAAAGAGGACCAGGAGACACCCAAGAGCCAUGAGAGCCAGGAAGACGGUGGCCACGACUCCCAGCACGCCUGGCCACAAGACUACCGCCCCGUCACUGUCAAAGAAGAACAAGCCUCACCCUCCUCCACUUCUCACCCCCGGGAGAGGCUCAGAGUGGGUGCAGGGGCACAGGGGGUGCAGGUGGGAGGAGGUGACGGGGCAUGGCAGCCCUCUGGGUCGGGGAGGAGGAAGAACAGGAAGAACAAGGACACAGUCAGACAUAUUACCCAGCAGACUGAGCUGGACAGAGACAGCAGGCCGGGCUCUCCACUGCCCCCCGUGAUGGGCGUGACUCGUUGGAGCUACAAUGGACAGGACAUCCCAGGUGCAGAUGUGACAGAGCCCAACAGCUCAGACAGUCGCGGAGAACGUCUCGACUUCUUCCUCAAACAGGAAGAAGCUCUGACAAUGGGCGAGGCCAACUUCCUGGGUGCCAGCGAAUCAGAUGGGGCAGGAGGUGGGACCGGGGGUGGGACUACACCUUCGGUAGCCAAUCUGAGGGCAGCAUUGAUGAGUAAAAACAGCCUGCUUUCGCUACGGGCUGAGAUGCUGGGAGACGAUAACCCUGUACUGUUUGAAUUCAUGCCCAAAGGAGGACACUCCCUUUCACUGAAUGACUUCACAGUGAUCCGUAAGAAGUUUAAGUGCCCCUACUGUAGUUUCUCUGCCAUGCACCAGUGUAUCCUGAAGAGGCACAUGCGUUCCCACACGGGCGAGAGGCCCUACCCCUGUGAGAUCUGUGGCAAGAAGUUCACCAGGAGAGAGCACAUGAAGAGACACACACUGGUCCACAGUAAAGAUAAGAAGUAUGUGUGUAAGGUCUGCAGCCGGGUCUUCAUGUCGGCAGCCAGCGUUGGAAUCAAACAUGGCUCCCGUCGCCAUGGUGUCUGUGUUGACUGUUCUGGACGGGGCAUGGACCACAACCGGGAAGCAGGCGGAGGCAUGUCGCCCGAAGAUGAGCUGUAUCCCAGCGACCACCGUUUCCACAACGAUCAGGUGGAGUGUGAAGGCGACGGAGAGGGGGAGGAAGAGAUGAUGACGGAAGGGGAUGGAGAGAUGAUGGGAGAGGGGGAUGAGGAGGGAGGAAAGUGGAAGGAUGACUCAGGGAUGAUGACGGAGGGAGACGGAGCCAUGGAUAAUGACAAGGAGGAGAGCAACUCCUCUGCACCAGAGGGGGAGCAGCACAAUGGGAGCGAGAAGGAUUUCAGCUGGAUCUCUUAGGAUCAUUUAGGAUCUAUUGUGGAUCUUAGGCAGACACAGCUCUCUUUACCCAUGUGUACAUGGGCCUUCCUCUGAGUGGGAUAUGUGGGCGUUACCCGACAAUGAUCUAAACCCUUGACAGAUGCCAUACACACACGCAUCACACAUACACACACAAGCUGAGCCCUGUGCUGAUGAUAGGACUGCCAUGGCGGAAAGAGAACGAUUGAGAGAAAAAAACAAUGUUUUGUUUGUUUGUUUGUUUCUGAUGAGGACCGUAUCAGAGUCUGUCCAUUGGUUUAGAUGUUCACCUCCAUCACACUGGGACCAAUGAGGACUCAUUCAACAUCUUAGCUGAUUUUGAACCAUGACUGUUUAUGGUCACAGUUGCCAUGGAUACGAUGGAUCGUUAACAGUUUGGGAAAACACCAAGGUGGUGUCUUGUUGCCAUGCAGUCCUAUUUGGGGACAGUCUCUACUUCUUUGGGGACAGUCACUACACCUGGGGACAGUCUCUAUAUCUGGGGACAGUCUCUACAUCUGGGGACAGUCUCUACUCAUUAUGGGGACAGUGUAUACACCUGGGGACAGUCUCUACUCAUUAUGGGGACAGUCUAUUCAUUUUGGGGACAGUCUGUAUUUAUUUGGGGGACAGUCUUUAUUUAUUUGGGGGACAUUCUCUAAUCAUUUUUGGGACAGUCUCUAUUCAUUUGGGGACAGUCUUUAUUCAUUUUGGGGACAGUAUUCAUUCAUUUGGGGGACAGUCUCAAUUAAUUUGAGGGACCGUCUCUAUUCAUUUGGGAACGGUCUCUAUUCAUUUGAGGACAGUUUCUAUUCAUUUGGGGACAGUCUUUAUUAAUUUGGGGGACAGUAUUCAUUCUUUUGGGGGACAGUAUUCAUUUGAGGACAGUCUAUUAAUUUGUGGGAAAGUCUCUAUUUAUUUUGGGGACAGUCUCUAUUCAUUUGGGGACAGUCUCUAUUCAUUUGGGGACAGUUUCUAUUCAUUUGAGGACGGUCUCGAUUCAUGUUUGAGACAGUCUUUUAUCUAUUGUAAAGUUGCACCCGUCAGGCAGCGGUUGGCCCAUUGUCUCCUGCAGAGUGAAACUGCCACAGACUUGCACUUUAACGUCGACUAGACUCCUGUAAAUGCUCUCAACCCGUGGUUUACAUGUUCAAUCUGAUUUUACCUACACAACUCGGUGACCGCACCUACCUUUAAGGAUAUAUACUGUAUGUCCUCAUGACUGUUAUGAUAUAUAAAUAUAUGGAUAUUAUAAUACUUGUGCAAAGUUUGCUGAUUAUAAUAGCCUAUGCCCAGUGGAGGCUGGUGGGAGGAGCUAUAGGAGGACGGGCUCAUUGUAGUGGCUGGAAUUAAAUAACUGGAACGGAGUCCAACGUGGUUUCAAUAUGUUUGAUAUCGUUCUAUUGAUUCCAUUCCAGCCAUUACAAUGAGCCCGUCCUCCUAUAGCUCCUCCCACCAGCCUUCACUUCCUAUGCCUUUCAAUUGGUUGUUUCGACACUUAAGUUUACCAUGUGUUUCUGUUGAGCUGUGAUGAGAAUUACGAAAGGUUGAGCAUAUCUACAUACAAACAAGCCACAACAAUUAGUGUAUUCAGCAAGAGAGGGAGUUGGAGAGAGAAGGAGAGAGAGACGUAUGAGAGAGACAGAGAAGAAGAGCGUGAGAGUGAACACUAUGCAGGGACAUGUAAGAUGUAAGUGUUCUUAAUUCUCUACUUUCAGAGAGAGGACACAGAUCGACAGGUAACCUAGCAGUUAAGAGCAUUGGGCACGUAACCGAAAGGUUGAUGGUUUGAAUCCCUCCUGAGCCGACUAGGUAAAAAAUCUGUUGAUGUGCCCUUGAGCAAGGCACUUAACCCUAAUUGCUCCUGUAAGUCGCUCUGGAUAAGAGUGUCUGCUAAAUGACAUAAAUGUAAAUCUUUACUUCAGAUAUUUCCUCUCAGGAUGAGCGAGAGAGAUAUAUUACAUACACAAUGAUGAUGGGUGAAAACUCAUGCCAACACAAGCACACUAUGGACCUAUUCUACAUGGACAUUCCAUCUCUUUUUUCUUACCUUGAUUCUCAAGUUGUAUCUAUGGACAGCGGUUGUGUUUAGAAGCAGACUUUCUUCAAAACCUUUGUUGUUUUAUUCUAAGUUUUAUAUUUCACUAUAAAUACAGAAUAUGCACACUUUUACAUCUUAGUGAACCUUAAUGAAUGGUUCAUCUUUCUUUUUGGUGACAAUGUUCAUUUCAGUUUGUAAAAUAAGUCAGGCUUGGGCUUAAGAUUCCACCCAGAGAGUGGCCUGUUCUGGUGAGAGCUUUAUGACGCUUUGUUUCGUUUCAAAAAGUUAUUUAUUAACAGACAUUUGUGGGAUUAUUGUACUACUGUAUAAAGACAUUCUCUCAGCUCCGUCUAACGCCUUCUGUAGUCACAGCGUGUGUGGAUGUGUGUGUUCGUGUGUGUGUGCAAGCGUGUGAGAUGUAUAUUGAUUUUCUUAAGAUGUUAAAACAUGUUUAUUAUGAUGAUCAGAACUAUGAAAUGAUGCUAUUAUUAUGAUGAUCACAACUAUGAUAUGAUGUUAUUAUUAUGAUGAUAACAACUAUGAUAUGAUGUUAUUAUUAUGAUGAUCACAACUAUGAUAUGAUGUUAUUAUUAUGAUCACAACUAUGAUAUGAUGUUAUUAUUAUGAUGAUCACAACUAUGAUAUGAUGUUAUUAUUAUGAUGAUAACAACUAUGAUAUGAUGUUAUUAUUAUGAUGAUCACAACUAUGAUAUGAUGUUAUUAUUAUGAUGAUCACAACUAUGAUAUGAUGUUAUUAUUAUGAUGAUAACAACUAUGAUAUGAUGUUAUUAUUAUGAUGAUCACAACUAUGAUAUGAUGUUAUUAUUAUGAUGAUCACAACUAUGAUAUGAUGUUAUUAUUAUGAUGAUCACAACUAUGAUAUGAUGUUAUUAUUAUGAUGAUCACAACUAUGAUAUGAUGUUAUUAUUAUGAUGAUAACAACUAUGAUAUGAUGUUAUUAUUAUGAUGAUCACAACUAUGAUAUGAUGUUAUUAUUAUGAUGAUCACAACUAUGAUAUGAUGUUAUUAUUAUCGUUAUUAAGUUCUGGAUGCUAAGCUUUAUUGUGCGUUUCUUUUUUAUAUUUGAUAUCUUGUAUUAGAAGAAAAGCUUGUGGAGAGCAAGCUAUAAGGUGUUUCUUAACAGUUCUAUCAUGCCAUCUCUGCUUUUCUGUUCUAUUUGUUUUUACAGAGAAAGAAGAAAAAAAUCAGAGGCGCUAAUUUAUUCUUAGGGCUCUGUUCAAUCAGAUCCUCUUUAGCUGGCAUCCUCAUAGCAGUUGAUUUGUUGGUAUCAGAGGUGGAACGGCUCUAGAGUUGUCAAAUCUACAAGCAGCUCCCGGCAUUAUACCUGAAGUGACAUUGCCAUUGGCUGCACGGAGUCACAUUAAGAGAAAUAUCAUGCAGCCCUGUUUACAAGUUUGAACACUGGAAUGUGAGAUGUAAUCUACACCUUGAUUUAGCUGACAGAAAUCCUCAUUAUUUCGUUUGAUGAUUUUCAUUUUGAGUGUCAUUAUUUCUAUACUCCACCUUCGUUCUGAACUUCAAAUGCGAGUGGGACAGGUGUGGAUUCAUGAGAAGCAUCAAGGGCAGCUGCUCACCGAUUUGACAGCUCCAACGCAGUUACACCUCCAAAACAUCAGCUAUAUGAGUGUUGGCUAUCACCUGUUACUGCUUGAUUUGACUGAAUCUAGGCCUUAGAUAUGGAUUGGACAUAUGUAUGGUAUGGCACAAGCGUCUAUAUUACUAACAUACACAAAUGAAUUAACAUCAUACCAAAAAUGAUCGAAUGCGUUGUAUCAAGUGCUUUUGUUUCAACGGUGCGUGUGCAGAUGUAGGUGCACAUAUUUCAAUUUAUUGUGGUCUAAUAAUUGUGUUGUAGUUUGGAUGUUGUUGUUUUUUUAAAUCAUGUAUUUUUUUGAAACAGUUUUCAAAGUGCACAUGUUGUGUGUAUAUAUACGGUAUCAUUGUAUAUGAAGGGCCUUGUGACUUGCUAGGCUAUAGACCUGCUGAAGAUCGCAUCUUUAACCCUCUUUUCUUUAUUGUCCAUGUUGCCCUGGUUUCCAAAGUUGUGUUCUAAUGUUUAUCCUAAAUAUAAGCCCAAUUACAAAUCUACCCCUGGCCCAGACCCCUGUGCACUUUUUGUAGGUCUGAAAUGAUUAGGUAGGGGUAAAUAAUAUAAGGCAAAUGUCAACCUGGCCCAACAGAGGGCAAGAUUCUUACAGACCUACAAGACAUGUUUUGGGGUAGGGUGCCUAAAUGGAAAGUUGCCAUUUAUUGUCAUUAAUGUUGCCUUGGAGCCAGCUCUGUAGAGCGGUCACUAGCUGGCACAGCCACAAAGUCAGAAAAUCUGAAUUUAAACCUAACAUUAACCCUAAUCUUAACCACACUGCUAACCAUAAUGUCUCACCCUAACUUUAAAUUAAGACCAAAAAGCUAGUUUUUGUUUUAAUUAAUUUUUACGAUACGAACGUCUGCCUCCAGGGCAAGAUUCAUUACAAUAAACAUCAACCUGCACCUGAAUGCUAUGAGGGAAAGGGACAAAGUGGGCCACAGGUCUGCCUCUUGGAAUUAUAGUUGUGUAGCCACAGUUGGUUGCAAACAUUACCGUCUGCCACACUUCCAUUCCCAUCAGUCCCAGUGCUAAACACUGUAUCUACAGAACAACCCUCGGGUGUGUGUUUCAUUUCACUGAUUCCUGACGCCUUCUCCAUGUGUGGUGGCAAGCUUUAUUUAAGUUGUAUUAUUUAUUGUCUGUUAGCAAUUUCUAAUCUCUUGAAGGUUUCAGAAAGAAAAUGAAUGAUGAUGUGUGGAUAUUUUGAAUGUUAAUGGCUGAAUAUGUAGGGAUUGUCAAGAGCUGCCGUGUAUUUGGAAGGAAUAGCAGGGCUAUUUCUCUGACAUCCAUCCAGUGCUUUUCCACUCCAGACUCCUGUGACCACUGAGAUGUUUUUACCCACUUCCUUACCAUCACCUGUCUGCCUGCCGGCAUGUCUUCUUAUUCCUUGUCUUGGUGUUGUAAUUCAGGAAACAUUUGCCAUCCAAUCCCCUCAACAAUGUGCCUCGAUACAUUUUAGAUGUGGGUGUGUUUCAAGAGAUAGGGAGAUACAGAAAUCUGAUGGAUAGAGAUUUUUAAAAUAUAUUUUAUCUAAAUCACAGGUGCAAAAAGUUGAGAAAAUACUGAUUUUCUGAGAGACAAAUCAGCGAUUUGUUUUUGAGGACCUAUGUUACUGUGUUACAGUAUACAGUAGAUUCUGUUCCUGACUGUGUUUAUUAACCCGUUGUGCCCUGAUUCCAUGGUCUCAACUGCAAGCCUUUGUCCAUUUGUCAUACCAAAGCUCUGUCUCUGGCGUCUGCACAAAACUGGUUCAUUUCACAUCUAAAACUGUUUGCUUUUCAGCAGAUAAAUAUUUGUAUUCUGCUCUUAGAUGCGUACAAAAUUGCAAUCCUUAUUUAGCCUGUAUAGCUUGAUUCACAUGUGCAAAUCACAAAGCCAUAGAUAUGGUUAUAUCUAGAUUUUACUAUAUUUCAAAAUUCUUGCAUUUUAUUUUAGAUUCUGUUCUUUACUAAGAGUGAUGUGUGUAUACCUUCAUAUAUAUAUAUAUACAUUUAUAUUGUUAUUAUAUGUAAUAUUUAUUUUUCAUUUGGCAAGGUGUCUUUCGUUUGUAAAGUGAGACACUUGAAACUUGACAGUUGUUUGUUGGGAAUAUUGUUCAAUAUGAUACUGACUUUAUAUUGAUUAUCAUAAACCUGUGUUUGUAACAAAGAUGUGUUGAAUAAUCAAACCCCUUGAUCUGUUUGGGAGGAUUAAAGUGAGCAGGUCGUCUGUAUAUGAUAGUACUGAUCACUUGAGCGUUUUUAUAGCCAAACAUGAACUUCCCUACCGUCCUGUUGUGAGGGCUAGCCUAAAGGGCUAACCCAGGCCUCUUUCUAACUUCAUGUUUAGUGGAAUUAGCUUGACUAUUAUUUGCAAAACCAAUCAGUCUCAAUAAAUUUUGAAAUUGCUGCUGAA